AGGGGCGGGAAGCACAUGCGAUCAUUUCCUGGAAUUUGAACAGCCCAGUCGCUUUUCGGCGGGGAAAUCGUCUCGGAAAACCAGCGCCAACCCAAAAUAUUUGAAAUUUGAAUUUUGAAUUUUGAAUUUUCAAAAAACGGUGGUCCAAAGCGGGUGAAUCUUCUCGAAGUCGGGUACAGAGCCGCCGAUUUAACGUGCCGUUUCGUCUCCCCGAGAGGUUAUGAUUGCAAAUCAUUUCAGCCGCCACGUGUCAUUUCUUCAUUCGCCCGUCUGGGCGGCAUCUCUCCUAUAUAAAGCGUCGUUCUCCUUGGAAAGGUCUUCCCACCAAGGUCGAGCAUUCCUUUGUGGUCUUCCACCCUCCAACAAGAAGUGGAAAGACAAAUAUGUCUGCGUCAAAUUCCCCCCGGGUGCCUUUCCUUUUGCCCAAAACGUCUGGGGGAAAAGAAUGAAGCGCCAUGUCAAACCAGCGGAGGCCGAUGACCUGGUUGCUUGGGAAGCCACUCUCCGGGCCGGGGAUGCCUCCACCCGCGGUCUGUACCAUGUUGGGAAGUGGAGCGUCUACCCCGGCCGGGAGACCGACCCCGAACCGGAGAUUGUUCUGCCCGGGGUGAUCCCCGAAGCCAUCCCCAUUCGUCAGGCGAGGGGAUCCAAAGCCCCGGCCACUACCAAUGCCGGUCCUUCAUGCCCGGCGAAGAAGAAGAAGGAGGAAGUGGUGAAGUUUCAAUCCAAGUUUGCCGUCCCCCAAAUCGUGGUUGAGGAGCCCUCCUCCGCUCAGCCACUCACUCCUCCAUCCAGCCAACCACUCUUGAUGGAUGAUCUGCCGGCCCAGUCUCACCAAGGGACCAGCCAGCCGAUUCACUCGGGGGAGAUCUACUUCAACGUAGACACCUUCGA
Cuscuta campestris is the source of this 894-nucleotide messenger RNA. NCBI's taxonomy places the organism in Eukaryota, Viridiplantae, Streptophyta, Magnoliopsida, Solanales, Convolvulaceae. The record is from the annotation of a GenBank genome assembly.